Raphanus sativus (radish) is the source of this 390-nucleotide messenger RNA. RefSeq names its product probable carbohydrate esterase At4g34215. NCBI's taxonomy places the organism in Eukaryota, Viridiplantae, Streptophyta, Magnoliopsida, Brassicales, Brassicaceae. The transcript has a single exon. The record is from RefSeq and is a predicted model, not a curated record. Bases 1 to 390 code for a protein of 129 amino acids.
AUGGAAGGAAAAUCUACCACCUCCGCCGCUGAGUCACCGGAGAUCCAAUCCCAUCCUCCGAGUCAGAUCUUUAUCCUCUCCGGACAAAGCAACAUGGCCGGAUGCGGCGGCGGCGUCAAGGAUCGCCACCUCAACCGUUGUGUAUCGGAUGAGAUCGUUCCGUCGGAAUGCGCGCCGGACUUGUCGAUCCUCCGCCUGAGCACAGAUCUCCGGUGGGAGGAAGCGCGCGAGUCGCUCCACGCCGACAUUGAUACCAGUAAAGUGUGCGGCGUAGGCCCGGGGAUGGCGUUCACAAACGCGGUGAGGAACCGGUUGGAAUCGGAUUCCGAUGACAUGAUCGGACUUUUUUUGUUCUUUGUACUUCAACAUAAAAACCGUAUAACUUUGUAG